This is a messenger RNA of Acaulospora colombiana, 981 nucleotides long. NCBI's taxonomy places the organism in Eukaryota, Fungi, Glomeromycota, Glomeromycetes, Diversisporales, Acaulosporaceae. The record is from the annotation of a GenBank genome assembly.
AUGUCAGAGAAUACAGAACAUAGCAAAAAUAGCAAUAUUCAAAGAGCAACGCAAAGACAAUCAGGUGACGAUCGACCCAAAAGACCUCAAACUUCUCUUCCUGAUGUGCAAACGCUUUCUUCCCUAACCUUGGAACCGUAUGUUGAUACUCACACGCAUUUACAUUAUGUCAUUGAUCGUCUUCCUGAAAAGUUUGGCGUAGAUAGUUAUCAAGAUCUCAAAGAUCGUUAUUGUCCACCAAACAUGGAGGCUUGCAUCAAUGUUCUCUGCGAUCCUCAAUCUUUCAACACUGACCAAGUAUUUCCUGGCACAUACUCUGACUGGAAAGUUAUGGCAGACACGGGCUUCAUAUACCUUACCGCCGGCGUGCAUCCACACAAUUCAAAAGACUACAACGAUUUUGUUGAAGAUCGAAUGGUCGAGAUACUUCAACAUCCAAAAACAGUGGCGUUAGGAGAAAUCGGAUUAGAUUAUCAUUACGAUUUUUCACCCAGAGAUGUUCAAAGAAGAAUUUUCGUAAAACAAAUAGAGCUAGCAAAGGCGAUGGCAAAGCCAAUUGUGAUUCACACGCGUGAAGCGGAAAGUGACACUUGGGAGAUUUUAAUUAAGCAUAUUCCUCAAGAUUGGAAAAUUCAUGUGCACUGUUUUACAGAUUCACCGCAAUUUGCGAAACGUUUACUGAACCAUUUUUCAAACCUUUAUAUCGGAAUUACUGGUGUCGUAACUUUUGGAUCUGCUAGAAAUACGCAAGAAGUAGUCAGAUCCGUCGUGCCCUUGAACCGAAUUCUUUUAGAAACUGACGCUCCGUAUAUGGUACCCGCCAAACUCAACAAAAACAAAAGAACAGCGGAAAAAGUUAACGUAUGCCACUCGGGGAUGAUUCCUUUUGUGGCCCAAAGAAUCUCGGAACUUAUGGGAAAAGGGAUCAACGAGGUGAUGCAGGCUGCAAGAGAGAAUGCGAGAAAUAUGUACGGUGUAUAG